AUGCACUCCGAUUGGAGUGGUUCUAUAACAAUCGAGAUAAAUCCUUCAAAGUCUCUGUUUCCGAUUAUAUCUAUCUCAGCCUCUUCAGUCUAUCUAUCUAUCUAUCUAUCUAUCUUCGGCAUAUCUACCUUCAUCGAUCUAUCUAUCUAUCUAUCUAUCUAUCUAUCUAUCUAUCUAUCUAUCUAUCUUCAUAUAUCCAUCUCUCAAUCUGUCUAUCUAUCUAAAUUUCUCUACAUGUUUGGUGUCAUUAUCUAUCUAUCUAUCUAUCUAUCUAUCUAUCUAUCUAUCUAUCUAUCUAUCUAUCUAUCUAUUCUCAACCUUUUCAUUCACACUAAUGUCCCUGGGAAAAUCGUUAAUCAAUUUCUUCUCUCUCCAUUCGUGUUUAGUCUGCUUUUGUACUUACCAAUUGGUUCAUUCUCUCUCUCUCUCUCUCUCUCUCUCUCUCUCUCUCUCUCUCUCAAUCACUAUUCUCUGUCUGUUCUGAUAUUUCUUUCUUUCUUUCUUUCUUUCUUUCUAUCUAUCUAUCUAUCUAUCUAUCUAUCUAUCUAUCUAUCUCAUUUUCUUCUUUCUUAUUUAUGUAUCUUUCUUUUUUUAUCUAUCUAUCUAGUUCUGUUUUUUAUCUAUCUAGUUUUGGUUCGAUUAUCUAUCUUUUUUGUUUUCUUAUCUAUCUUUCUCUCUAUCUAUCUAGUUUUGUUUUACUUAUCUAUCUAUGUAUCUAUCUAUCUAGUUUUGUUUUCUUAUCUAUCUAUUUAUCUAUCUAUCUAUCUAGUUUUGUUUUCUUAUCUAUCUAUCUAUCUAUCUAUCUAUCUAUCUAUCUAUCUAUCUAUCUAUCUGUUUUGUUUCUUAUCUAUCUAUCUAUCUAUCUAUCUAUCUAUCUAUCUAGUUUUGUUUUCUUAUCUAUCUAUCUAUCUAUUUAUCUAUCUAUCUAACAAUCUAACUAGUUUUAUUUUCUUAUCUAUCUUUCUCCCUAUCUAUCUAGUUUUGUUUUUUCUUUUCUAUCUAUCUAUCUAUCUAUCUAUCUAUCUAUCUAUCUAUCUAUCUAUCUAUCUAUCUAUCUUGUUUUGUUUUAUUAUUUAUCUAUCUAGUUUUGUUUUAUCUAUCUAUCUAUCUAUCUAUCUAUCUAUCUAUCUAUCUAUCUAUUUUGUUUUCUUAUCUAUCUAUCUAUCUAUCUAUCUAUCUAUCUAUCUAUCUAUCCCGUGGGGGUAUCUAUAG
This is a messenger RNA of Acanthosepion pharaonis, 1212 nucleotides long. The record is from the annotation of a GenBank genome assembly. NCBI's taxonomy places the organism in Eukaryota, Metazoa, Mollusca, Cephalopoda, Sepiida, Sepiidae.